UUAGCGAAAGAGUCGAAUGUGACGGAAGUGGGGAGAUAGGGAAGCGCUUCAGCGAGCGAAGGCUGCAGAAGCCGGCCCCAGCAGCACGGCGUUCGAAUAGAACCUUGCUCCGCGUUGUGGGUUGCAACACCGCGUUCCAAUAGAACCUUAGCCCGGAUCGCUUGCUGGAGAGUUUGCUGAUUUGGACCCCGGAGUGAGAGGGAGCACGCCAAUAAUGAGCAACUACACGGUCUCUCUGGUUGGCCCAGCCCCGUGGGGAUUCAGACUUCAAGGUGGCAAAGAUUUCAACAUGCCGCUGACCAUCUCCAGGCUGUCGGAAGGCGGGAAAGCUGCGCAGGCCAGUAUUGAGGUUGGAGAUGUGGUUCUGUCCAUUGAUGGGGUCAGCACGGAGGGAAUGGCUCAUCUGGCAGCGCAGAACAUGAUCAAGGCUUGCACUGGAUCUCUGAAACUCAGUCUUCAGAGGGCUGCUCCUGCUCCUAAAUCCGCCCCAACAACUGUUCAAAAGGAUGAGUCCAGAGAACAUACAAUCCCUGUUGCAUCCAUCGCUCCUAUGGCCCUAAAGGCCCCACCGGCAGCCAGCUCCGCCUACAAUAAGACUGCUCGGCCUUUUGGUGCUACGUCAUCCCCAAGGGUCUCGCCUGCCCCCUUUGUCCCUGCUUUGUCACCCCUCACUCAGCCGCCGCCUCCGUCACUGGCAUCCACUGUCCAUCCCUCCCCCACUCCUCAGUCGGCUUCUCCUCAGCACGUGCAUGCCAGUGUCAAAGUUGGCACCAAUGGGCGCUCGCCACCGGUAACUGCUGUCAAAUCGCCAGUAACCUCAUCCGUUAAUGUCCCACGGCAGCCCAGGGCGUACAACACGCCCAUAAACCUCUACUCCUCUGACAAUGCCUUUGAGGUGGCAGAGGGACAGAAGAGAGGACUGAGAGACGGCCAGAGUGAUGCCAAGCCGCAAAAUGGGUCACCCAGGCGAAUUGUGACCGGUGCCCAUCCUGACAUCCAUCAUAACUUUAGCGAUCAGAGCAAGAAGCGCUUAAUGCAAGACACUGAAGACUGGCAGCCCAAGACGGGCACAGCUCAAUCACGUUCAUUUUCUAUCCUUGCCCAGAUGACAGGCACUGAGCAUUCGGUAACGCCAGUGAGUGAGACUAGCAAGAAGACAAGUGGAGAGCAGCCUGAGCUUCUACAACCCAUUGGCCCGGCAACAGCCUCUGUCAAGCCCAUGUCAAAGUCCAGUGGAGUCUGCCGCACCUCCCCUGCUGCUGCAGGAUCUGGCCCAACCUUCAAGCCCUCGGGAGUCCCAGGUGCAGCCAAGACAACUGUUUGGCAACCUGGAAACUCAGCAGUGAACAGCGUCUCCAAGAUUACACUGCCGACUGCACAUGUCUCUCCUGCCAAUUCCACAUCCAACGCGAAGGUGCCCAGCACUACGGUGGAGAAGCCACCCCUGCAAGAUGAUAACACACUGGUUCAAAUGGCUGAACACAUCCCUGCUGGGAACAGGACACCAAUGUGUGCCCAUUGCAACUUAGUUAUUAGGGGCCCAUUUCUGGUGGCCAUGGGCCGCUCGUGGCACCCGGAAGAGUUUACCUGCGCCUACUGUCGCCUAUCGCUCGCCCACAUUGGGUUUGUGGAAGAGAAAGGAUCCGUGUACUGUGAGAAGUGCUACGAGCAGUUCUUUGCCCCUGAUUGUGCCCGGUGCCAAAGGAAGAUCUUGGGGGAAAUCAUCAAUGCCUUGAAGCAGACUUGGCAUGUUAACUGCUUCAUGUGUGUGGCUUGCAUGCAGCCCAUUCGAAACAAUGUCUUCCACAUGGAGGAUGGAGAGCCUUACUGUGAGAAAGAUUAUUAUAAUUUAUUUGGCACUAGUUGCCGUGGCUGCGACUUUCCCAUUGAAGCCGGAGACAAGUUCCUGCAAGCCUUGGGCCAUACUUGGCAUGACACCUGCUUUGUCUGUGCUGUCUGUUGUACAAAUUUAGAAGGCCAAACCUUCUUCUCGAAGAAGGACAAGCUGUUAUGCAAGAAGCAUGCUCACACAGUGAACGUCUAAACUGGACAAGAAGCUGUAAAGCAGAGGAAUAAAGAGAACAUUUGGAGGAGUCGAAGACAAGCAAAUAAUUUGUUUCAUUUUUCUUCUAAAAGACAGUCAGCCCAUAAUUAAUUUUUGGGUUAAAAGGGGGAACAAAUUGGUGUAAGGUGUUUGAAUAUCUUUUGGUUUGGGGCUCUACUUAGAUCCUUUGAUUUAAAAAAUACCUAGUGUUAUGGUCACAUUUUGGAAUGGGUUUGGAAUACCUACCUGAAAUAUUUUAUUCAGAAUCUUUUAUUGAGUUGUUACAUAACAGCUGUUAAAAAGAGCAAGGUUUCUUAAAAGGCACAGGAUUCAAACAUUUGGCUGCAUGCUUGAAUAAUAAUUUAUCUAAUGAUGUGGUAAUUUAGGUAGUGUGAUCACAGUACAAGUCUAGUUGAACAUUAACUUACCACUAUUUGUGGAAAAUCAAGCAGAAUUUAUUUUGUAGAUUUGGAGUUGAUUCUGCCCCUUUUUACAAUAAGAUCUCCACAUUUAAGAUCCUUAAUUGAGUUUAUUUCUGUAAGAAAUGAUCAUUCCAACUUUGAAUAUAUUUUAGCCAAGGGAUUGUGGACAUUUGCAAAGCAAGAAAAAGUAUCAGGCCGAUUUUGAUUCUCAACUGGUCUCUUCCAAAUUUCAGUAGCUUUGUAUUUUCAAACUUAAAGCAACUCUGUGCUGAUGCUUUAGAGGUUUAGCAUCCAGUGACUAAUCAGGAGAAUCAAGUACUGGUGAUGCUAAAUAAAGCUUAGUUUUAUGAAUUAUAAUUGGGAAAACGUCAAAAUGAUAAACCUGUCAGAUCAAUGGAGUAUUUUCAUUCUUUAUCACAAACUGGAACAUUGUGUUACAUGAUCCAAUGACAGAAAUUAACUUUUUUUCUGGAUCUUCUGGACUAUUUUUAAAGUUAGUGUACUAAGUAUUGAAUUUUCUAUGACUUUUGACUGCAGGUCCAAACAUACGUAUAAAGUUUAUUUUUCAUCUGAGUAUGAUUCAUAUAGAUUUCAAAUAUUGGGAGCCAGGAUCAAAAUUCUUUCAGGUGAAAGGGAAUGUCUUGCUUAUUACUCUCUCUGGAAUUUUUCUUGGGGAUAAGGAAGGUUAUCUACCAAACUUCAUACCUGUAAUAGGCUUUUGCCAUUUCUUGUGAAGUUAUGUACUGAGUCAUGUCAGACUGGACUCAGUGGCACUACAGAAAUAAGGAAAUAACCAACUGAGCACUUUUUGAAUUAUGACUUGUUCAUUUCUGAGAAAUGAUACAUGGUAUAAAUAGGAGAGAUUUCUGCUACCAAUUGGAUGCUGUCUUGCUUACUUUGGUCCGUCCAAACAUUUUUAAUCACUCCACUUUUUCAAGAGUGUACAACCCUGUUACUAAUGGCCUUUGGUUCAUAUUUGAUUGUAUAUGCUCAGUGCUGAAUUGAAAGUGUACAACUUGCUUAUUUGAGCCCUAUCACCCCUACUGGGGAAUAGGCUGCUGACAGUGGCUUGCCAGAGUCCUCUGUCUUCGGUCAGUCUUUCACUUUAUCUCCACAUCUUGGUGUGUCCUUCCUCUUCCAUGGAUGAAAUCAUUGGAGCUUCUGUUGGCAUUUCUGUAGUACUGAGUUUUUACAGGAUGGGGUUGCUAGCCCCAUACCCAACCCUCCUUUUGCAGCCAGGCUUUGAACUGUCCAUGGCGGAGUUGGAACUAACUAAAUGCUUUGUUAUGAAAUAAAGCUGGAUAUCUGGGGGCCUUAAUUUUGCUUUGUGCUUGAAAUUAUACAAUUGAAUCGAGUUGGGGAGAGAAGAUUUUUCCAAAGCGUUCUUUUGAUCAGCUGGCCUUCAGCUUCAUUCGACCUUCACUCAGUUCGGUUGGAGCACACCCGGAUAGUAGCAGAAUCACGUGGGUCAAGAGAACUAGCUGUAGUCUGCACGGCAGCUCUGCAUUUGAACUUAAAAAUUGUUCCUUCCUGAUUAAUUCCCACUGUCUCUCAGUGCUCUGGCUCUGCUUGCUUAGCAACGCAGUGUAUAAUGGUGGGAAUGGGGUAGGGAACCCAACCACACUGAUGCCUUUGUUCAAAUGUGGAGGCCAUAUAUCAUGCUCAUUCGGUAGUUAAUUCUGUUGUGUAUUUUUGGGAGGUAUGCAUAUGUACCAACACAUACCCAUCAAAGCAGUUCAAGGAAUGUUGUGUGGUAUAGUUAUUUUAUUUCCAACUCAGCUAGUUUGUGUUUUUAAACAGAGUAAAUUAAAUAUUCUUUAGAUGCUUGGCAAGUUUUGUGAAAGUUCUGAAAAAUCCAGGAAGUGUCUUAGUUUAGAAGCUUAAGAGAAACUUAAUCACAGUUUGUACUUUUUACACUUUGGGUUAAUUUUGGAUGGAUAAAUCUCACAGCAGUGUUAGUGGCUGGUUUAGAUAUCUUGACCGAUAUUUAUAAUGAAUAUAAUAGGAUAACAGAGCAGACAGGGCAAUAAGGAACCAUAGCAAUUAGAUUAAAUUUAACCUGUCACGGUGGUAAAUUUGCCAUGGAUUUUUGACUUGAUGUAACAUUGUAUAUUGAGAUGGCCAUGUAUGAGAGGUAGGGGUGGGUGGAGAGAGAGGAUGAAGUUUUGGCAUCACUGUUGCAAUGAAGUGCCACCAUAAUGUGUAAAAUCAGCAGUCUCACUCCCUCAAGGUUUUCAAUGGUAAGCAGCAUGUUUUGAGAUACUAAUAAUUAGCAAAGGAAAUGGGCAAAUUAAUAACCAAAGCAAAUUUCAUUAAAAUAUGUCUGGAAUCUCUUUUGAAAAUGACUAGAAUGGCACCAAUUUGAAUAAAUCUGUGUGUGAACAUUUGCACCAUUUUGUCUUUGGUGAUGUAUCACCAUGUCUCGAAGCCAGAGGGCAUCAGUGGAGAAUCAUCAUGAACUUCAGUGCAGGACAGAACAUUAUAGUUAGAAAAUUGUGUAAUCUGAGAAAUGUUUUAUACUGAUCAACUACUGAUCAGUUCUUUUUAGAACACCUGUAAAGAAAGAAAAUAAUUAGGAUUUCGUUGUGACCAGGUAAAAUGAAAUUGUACUGAGAGCCCCAGGAUUUCCUUACCCUUCUCUCACCCCCCCCCCCCCCCACCCCCACAUUGGAGCAGUUCAUUGAACAGCAAGCAUAGUUUUUAACUGGGUUUGUUUUAGUUUGCACCAGGGACCUGAUGGACUUGUACUGUGCUUGGGGAGAGUUGUUUAAUUUUACUGCUGCAUCACAGCUGCUGGUCAGAGCACUUACAGUCCGUCCUAUGGUUCAUUCCUAAAUGAGCCAAAAGCUUUUGUUUAAGGUAACAGAAUGCCGCAUAUGUCCAUCCUCUUGCCACUUUUCUUAGUCAGUGCUUCCAUCAGUCAGUACUUCAACAAAAGCUAGAGGUGCUCCAAUUCGAACUGUUUGUAUAGCUUUCAAAUGUAUUUGAAAAUAUUCUUAAGGCUUUGAUAUGUAAGAGCUUGAAGUUAAAUCACUAAACAAUAUAAGCAUCCCUGCUUGGAUUUAACCAGUUUUAAACAGAUGUACAAGGUUUACACAUAUGCAUGGCUAUUUUCUAUAUAUGUAUGUUGAGAAGACUAGAGCUGAAAUGUUUGAUUGCUGAUAUGCUUCCAUUGAACAAGAGAUUGACUGAAGCAAAAACAUAAUCAACAGAUGGUUUCUCUUUAAUAAAUCUGGUCUGUCAUUCUUUAAAAUCA
Messenger RNA from Hypanus sabinus (Atlantic stingray), 5722 nucleotides. Its product is annotated as PDZ and LIM domain protein 5-like. Gene Ontology annotation, cellular component: stress fiber; adherens junction; Z disc. Gene Ontology annotation, biological process: actin cytoskeleton organization; muscle structure development; heart development. The transcript is spliced from 13 exons. The record is from RefSeq and is a predicted model, not a curated record. Bases 215 to 2044 code for a protein of 609 amino acids. Gene Ontology annotation, molecular function: actin binding; muscle alpha-actinin binding. NCBI's taxonomy places the organism in Eukaryota, Metazoa, Chordata, Chondrichthyes, Myliobatiformes, Dasyatidae.